AUGACCCAAAGAGACGCCGAGAAACGGUUUAAGAUUCCGAGAAGUACGUUAAAAAACAAACUAUCGCAAAAGCAGCAGAAUCCGCCAGGGCGACCCACCACCCUGUCUGCUGUCGUAGAAAACAGAAUUGUUGACUUCAUCAACAUGGCGUGGGAUUCUGGUAGAAUACGCUCGAAAGCAGAAAUAUACCGCAACGUUCUGGAGUAUUUAAGCCUUCAUAUUGACGAAAAUGGCUUCGGAGAAAAAUCUCCCGGAAAAGACUGGCUGGAUGGCUUUUUACAUCGCCAUAGAGACAAGUUAAGGCAACGGGUCGCACAACUGGACGAAGACAACGAGCAUUUGGACCUCAUAAUAUUUAAAUACGAAAGCGACGACGACGUGAUGGAAGAGUUAGAGUUCAGUCACAGCGGCCAAUCAGAAAGCAACCGCGAUUACCCCGUGGUCGAUCUGUUGCCGGAUGACGACCUCGAUGACAAUCGCAACGACAAGUCGAUGUCCCCAACCCCGCCAUCACAAAUCGGGCAACAAGUGCCCGCCGGCUGCGAAAUCCCGGCGCGACUCGUUAUUCUCUACAAACUCAUCAACCAAUGCACCUCGCAGGGACGGUACGAGGUCGCCAUGCCGCUGUGCAAACAGGCGUUAGAGGAUUUGGAAGAGACCUACGGACAUGACCACCCGGAUGUGGCCACCAUGAUGAACUUACUGGCGGCGGUCUACAGAGGCCAGAACAAGUACAAGGAGGCUGCGCACCUAUUGAUCGAUGCACUCUCCAUCCGUAAGAAGACGCUCGGUGAGAACCAUCCCGCCGUUGCCGCUACACUUAACAACCUGGCUGUUCUUUAUGGAAAAGGAGGAAAGUACAGUGAGGGUGAACUUCUGUGCAAACGUGCUCUCCGCAUCUGCGAGACCGUGCUGGGCCGCGAACACGUCGACAUCGCCAAGCAGCUCAACUAUGUUGCUCUGCUCUGCCAGAAACAGAAAAAAUAUGAAGAAGCGGAACAGUCUUACCAGCGCGCUUUGGAGAUAUACGGAAGCGAACUCGGCACCGACGACCCUAACUACGCCAAGACUAAGAACAACCUCGCUUCAUGCUAUCUCGAACAGGGCAAGUAUAGAGAGGCGGAGUCGUUAUGAAAGCUGACGCGAGCGCACGAGCAGGAAUACGGAACCAUGAAUCGACGGUGACGAUAAGCACAUCUGGUAAAUGGCGGAAAAGCGUGAGGUGAACAAAUGCCUCCAGAAUAAAGCUGCCAAGAUAUUCCACUCGCCGACGAUGUUCGAAUUAACUGUUAGAAAGUAUUAACAGUGCCAUUUACACUAAUUACAACACGUAAUCAGUUGUAAAUGGUGUUGUCACAGUACCACUAACUGUGUUGGUUUAUAUUUUAAAACAAAAGGGAUCUCCGUGCUAAUUUUCGCGCUUUACUGGCUUAAUACUGCAUUCGUCCUUGAGCAUGUAACAGUAUGCAGAUAAGUGAUAACUUGUAGUUAUAUACUAUUAUAAUUACAUUACAUAUACGUAUUAAGAGAUUCCGUUAUAUGCAAUAACCUAAUCUCUUAAUAUAUGUAACUGUAACUACACACCCCACCGUAACCAGAUACAGUUCCAUAUAUAGCUUUUUAAAUUGAUCUACAUAUACUAACUCCCUAAAUACCAACUAACUAAAUUUUUGUUGGGUACGUAUUUCUGGGCUAACCUGGACUUACAAUCUACAGUAGGUACAGACAUACCUUCGCAGUUGUGUUUAAGUCUACUGUCGCUAAAAAUAUAAUUACGUUACCCACAAAAGGUCGCUAAACAGGAAAACCAGUUAGGUACAAAUACAAAUGGACUUUGAACCUGAAAGAUAAUAUUUUAUUUAGUUAAGUGACCAUAACAUGAGUGACGUUUGCUACCACAUUUCUGUCGCAAUUAAAACGCUAAAUUCGUCACUCAUUUUAUCAAAAAAUUUUACAGAAACAGCGAUGCGAACGCCGCAAUGUCGCAACAGUAAUGCAAAUGCAGUUGAUUUGCAAAUAGAUAUACUGUAUGUUAUUUCUGUCUUUUUUCUUCUUGUUUGUUACCUUCCGUGAUUCUUCUCACUUGAUGGUCUCAUCGGAAGAUCAGCGCUGGAAGACACCAGCAACAUGCUGAGAUGGGGCCAUUUCGUGGCACUUUAAUCUUAUUUUGUGUUUUCUUUUAUACUAUGUACUGUUCCGAUUGUUUGUGCUUACGAAUAAAUCUAUCCUAUUCUAUUCUAUUCUAUAUCCGAAUAUCACGAUAGUUCUAGAUACGAGUGGAACGAGUAAUAUUUUCCUUUACGACGUAGUUAAG
This is a messenger RNA of Cydia fagiglandana, 2314 nucleotides long. RefSeq names its product kinesin light chain-like. The transcript has 2 exons. NCBI's taxonomy places the organism in Eukaryota, Metazoa, Arthropoda, Insecta, Lepidoptera, Tortricidae. Gene Ontology annotation, cellular component: cytoplasm; kinesin complex. Gene Ontology annotation, biological process: microtubule-based movement. The coding region runs from base 1 to 1134 and encodes 377 amino acids. Gene Ontology annotation, molecular function: kinesin binding. The record is from RefSeq and is a predicted model, not a curated record.